UGAAAGCUAACCAAGAAAGUGUCUUUUGAAACUCUUUUACAUCUUGAGAUAGAUUCUUGAAUUGCAAUGAAGGGAAUGAAGGAGAGAUUGGCGAAGAAAAUCAAACUCAUCACCAUUGUUUCGACCUUGAAGCAAGGCCUAGCUCAUCAUAGGAACAACGUUGAUCGGACAAUCCAUCAUCUAAAAGAGGAAAUAGUCGUUGAAUCUGGUCAAAGCAGAGGUUGUGUUACACCAACGCUACCAGAGCUUGAAGAUGUGGAUGAGCAAGCACAAGAACAUGAUCUUCAAGAAGAAGAAAGAGGGAUUCUGUUGGAGUUUGAAGAGAACUGCCCACCUGGAGGAGAAGAUUCGAUCGUAUUCUACACCACGGGACUACGAGGAGUGAGGAAAACAUUUGAAGCAUGUAGAAGAGUAAGAUUCUUGUUGGAGAAUCACAAGGUGAUGUAUAAAGAGAGAGAUGUAUCGAUGGAUGCAGAGUUUAGAGACGAGAUGUGGAGGUUGCUUGGGGGUAAAGUUACCUCUCCGAGGCUGUUUAUUAGAGGUAGGUACAUUGGAGGAGCAGAUGAAGUUGUGGCAUUGAACGAGAACGGGAAGCUCAAAAAGCUUCUAGAAGGGAUCUCAUUAGUUGAUUCUCCCUGUGAAUGUUGCGAUAACGAAAGGUUUUUGAUAUGUUUUAGUUGUAAUGGAAGCUCUAAAUUGAUUGCAGAUCAUUAUGAUGAUGAAGAGACUAGUAAUGAUGAUAAUAAGAUGUGGACGAGAUGCAGAGAAUGUAAUGAGAAUGGGCUUGUGAAAUGUCCUCUUUGUAGUUAACGUUGUUGUAAUAACUACUACUAUCUGAUUUUAACUUUGUUUAAUUAA
Brassica oleracea var. oleracea is the source of this 858-nucleotide messenger RNA. RefSeq lists its product as uncharacterized. The coding region runs from base 67 to 810 and encodes 247 amino acids. The transcript has 2 exons. The record is from RefSeq and is a predicted model, not a curated record. NCBI's taxonomy places the organism in Eukaryota, Viridiplantae, Streptophyta, Magnoliopsida, Brassicales, Brassicaceae.